Paraglomus occultum is the source of this 149-nucleotide messenger RNA. The record is from the annotation of a GenBank genome assembly. Lineage: Eukaryota; Fungi; Glomeromycota; Glomeromycetes; Paraglomerales; Paraglomeraceae.
CUCCACAUUCCACAUGGGUGCAGAAUCAGAUCACAGAGCAGUUAUUCUCACCUACACCAAAUACAAACACAAAAGACAACCAACUUGGAAAGUCAAUACAACCCUCCUCCUCAAACCCCCUAUCAACCAAGUCAUACAAAACAUCCUAA